Molecule: messenger RNA, 3074 nt
Organism: Nannospalax galili (Upper Galilee mountains blind mole rat)
Lineage: Eukaryota; Metazoa; Chordata; Mammalia; Rodentia; Spalacidae
Gene: Prkd2
Product: protein kinase D2
Exons: 19
Coding region: 257-2884 (875 amino acids)
Biological process (GO): protein phosphorylation
Molecular function (GO): ATP binding; protein serine/threonine kinase activity
Source: RefSeq, a predicted model, not a curated record
GACUUCCUCCUGGGCCGCCGCUUCGGACUUAAACUUUGAAGGGGGGAAAAAAGAGCCUCUCGCGCGCGGUGCGACCCUCCCUUGCCCCCCCACCCAUCCCGCCUCCGGAUCCCGCCAUCAUCGGAUCCCUCAAUUUGACAGAUUGCUCUUCUCGGAUCCACCCCACGACAGCUCUCUAAUCUAGGACCCGGGUGCACAGGGCUCCUCCCUGCCACAUCCCCGGUGGGCUCCCGGCGGCGGGUCCGGGUCUGCCCCCAUGGCCGCCGCCCCCUCUCAUCCCGCCGGACUCCCCGGAUCCCCCGGGCCCGGGCCUCCUCCGCCCCCCGGGGGCUUGGAGUUUCAGUCCCCGCCACCACUGCUGCCUCAGAUCCCAGCCCCGGGCUCCGGGAUCUCCUUCCACAUCCAGAUCGGGCUGACCCGGGAGUUCGUGCUGUUGCCGGCAGCCUCGGAGUUGGCGCAUGUGAAGCAGCUGGCCUGUUCCAUCGUGGACCAGAAGUUCCCGGAGUGUGGUUUCUACAGCCUAUACGACAAGAUCCUGCUCUUCAAACAUGACCCCACGUCGGUCAACCUCCUGCAGCUGGUGCGAUCUGCUGCAGAUAUCCAGGAGGGCGACCUGGUGGAGGUGGUGCUAUCGGCCUCGGCCACCUUCGAGGACUUCCAGAUCCGCCCUCAUGCCCUCACCGUGCACUCGUAUCGCGCGCCUGCCUUCUGCGACCACUGCGGGGAGAUGCUGUUUGGCCUUGUGCGCCAGGGCCUCAAGUGCGAUGGCUGCGGGCUGAACUACCACAAACGCUGUGCCUUCAGCAUCCCCAACAACUGCAGUGGGGCUCGGAAGCGACGCCUGUCGUCCACAUCUCUGGCCAGUGGCCAUUCCGUUCGACUUGGCAGUUCUGAGUCCUUACCCUGCACGGCUGAGGAGCUGAGCCGAAGUACCACCGAUCUCCUGCCUCGCCGCCCGCCCUCGUCCUCUUCCUCGUCCUCCUCUGCUUCCUUCUACACAGGCCGUCCCAUUGAGCUGGACAAGAUGCUGUUGUCCAAGGUCAAGGUGCCUCACACUUUCCUCAUCCACAGCUACACACGGCCCACCGUUUGCCAGGCUUGCAAGAAACUUCUCAAAGGUCUCUUCCGCCAGGGCCUGCAGUGCAAAGACUGCAAGUUUAACUGCCACAAACGCUGUGCCACCCGUGUCCCUAAUGACUGCCUAGGGGAAGCACUCAUCAAUGGAGAUGUGCCAAUGGAGGAGGCCUCUGACUUCAGCGAGUCUGAUAAGAGCUCCCUCACAGAUGAGCUGGACGACACUGGAAUCAUCCCAGGCUCCCACUCGGAGAAUGCUCUCCAUGCCAGUGAGGAAGAGGAAGGCGAGGGAGGCAAGGCCCAGAGCUCCUUGGGAUAUAUCCCCCUGAUGCGGGUAGUACAGUCUGUGCGACACACAACUCGGAAAUCCAGCACCACCCUACGUGAGGGCUGGGUGGUCCAUUACAGCAACAAGGACACGCUUAGAAAGCGGCACUAUUGGCGCCUGGACUGUAAGUGCAUCACCCUCUUCCAGAACAAUACCACUAACAGAUACUACAAGGAAAUCCCACUGUCAGAAAUCCUUGCGGUGCAGCCGGCUCAGGACUUCACCCUCGUACCCCCGGGCACCAACCCACACUGCUUCGAGAUCAUCACUGCCAAUGCCACCUACUUUGUGGGCGAAUCACCUGGCGGGGCCCCAGGUGGGCCAAGCGGACAGGGGACCGAGGCUGCUCGGGGUUGGGAGACAGCCAUCCGCCAGGCCCUGAUGCCUGUUAUCCUCCAAGAUGCACCCAGUGCCCCAGGCCACAUGCCACACAGACAAGCUUCUUUGAGCAUCUCUGUGUCCAACAGUCAAAUCCAAGAGAAUAUGGACAUCGCCACUGUCUAUCAAAUCUUCCCAGAUGAGGUGCUGGGCUCCGGGCAGUUUGGAGUGGUCUAUGGAGGAAAGCACAGGAAGACUGGCAGGGAUGUGGCAGUGAAGGUCAUUGACAAACUGCGAUUCCCCACCAAGCAGGAGAGCCAGCUCCGGAAUGAAGUGGCCAUUCUCCAGAGUCUGCGGCACCCUGGAAUCGUGAACCUCGAGUGUAUGUUCGAGACCCCUGAGAAGGUAUUCGUGGUGAUGGAGAAGCUGCACGGAGACAUGCUGGAGAUGAUCCUCUCCAGCGAGAAGGGCCGGCUGCCUGAACGCCUCACCAAAUUCCUCAUCACGCAGAUCCUGGUGGCAUUGAGACACCUGCACUUCAAGAACAUCGUCCACUGUGACUUGAAACCAGAGAACGUAUUGCUGGCAUCAGCCGAUCCUUUCCCCCAGGUGAAGCUAUGUGACUUUGGCUUUGCACGCAUCAUUGGCGAGAAGUCUUUCCGGCGCUCAGUGGUGGGCACGCCAGCCUACCUGGCACCUGAGGUGCUGCUCAACCAGGGUUACAACCGCUCUCUGGACAUGUGGUCGGUGGGUGUGAUCAUGUACGUCAGCCUCAGUGGCACAUUCCCCUUCAAUGAGGAUGAAGACAUCAAUGAUCAGAUCCAGAACGCUGCCUUCAUGUACCCGGCCAGCCCUUGGAGCCAAAUCUCAUCUGGAGCCAUCGACCUCAUCAACAACUUGCUGCAGGUGAAGAUGCGCAAGCGCUACAGCGUAGACAAGUCUCUCAGCCACCCCUGGUUACAGGAGUACCAGACAUGGCUAGACCUAAGAGAGCUAGAAGAAAAGAUGGGCGAGCGAUACAUCACGCAUGAGAGUGAUGACGCACGCUGGGACCAGUUUGUGACGGAGCGCCAUGGGAUUCCCACCGAAGGGGACCUCGGUAGCAUCCGUUUGCCACAGGACCACGAGAUGCAGGGGCUGGCUGAGCGCAUCAGCAUCCUCUGAGGACAGUAUCCCCCUGGGCUGCUGCCUUUGGAGCCCUUCACACCAUCCCAGAAGCAAACUGUUCUAGAAGUGACUUCUUGCUCAGACUUGAUGGGGCAAUGUGCACCGCAGCUGGGGAGGGGUGGGAGGUAUCAGUCCCCAAGACCAGCUGUCUUUCUAACAAUUAAAAUGGACUUAUCUUGGGGCCAUA